Molecule: messenger RNA, 2207 nt
Organism: Oxyura jamaicensis (ruddy duck)
Lineage: Eukaryota; Metazoa; Chordata; Aves; Anseriformes; Anatidae
Gene: SLC25A44
Product: solute carrier family 25 member 44
Exons: 3
Coding region: 105-1046 (313 amino acids)
Biological process (GO): branched-chain amino acid catabolic process
Cellular component (GO): mitochondrion
Molecular function (GO): branched-chain amino acid transmembrane transporter activity
Source: RefSeq, a predicted model, not a curated record
AUCUCGAGAGGCGCUCGAGGUAGAGGAGCUGGGCCCGGAUCCGUUCUGAGCUCCCGAGGUAGAUCUGGGGCGCACCGUCCGGGCUGCCUCCUCUCCGGGGAGUCAUGGAGGACAAACGCAACAUCCCCAUCAUCGAGUGGGAGCACCUGGACAAAAGGAAGUUCUACGUGUUGGGGAUUUGCAUGACCAUGAUGAUCCGGGUGAGCGUUUACCCUUUCACGCUCAUCCGGACGCGACUGCAGGUUCAGAAGGGCAAGAGCCUCUACAACGGGACCUUCGACGCCUUUGUGAAAAUCCUGCGGACAGAAGGGACGGCUGGGCUCUACCGUGGCUUUUUGGUCAACACUUUCACCCUGAUCUCCGGACAGUGCUACGUGACGACGUACGAGCUCACUCGCAAGUACGUGUCCCGCUACAACAACAACAACGCCGUGAAGUCUCUGGUGGCGGGCGGCUCGGCCUCCCUGGUGGCCCAGAGCAUCACGGUGCCCAUCGACGUGAUCUCCCAGCACCUCAUGAUGCAGAGGAAAGGGGAAAGCAUGGGCAGGUUCAAGGUGCAGAAGCAGGAUGGCAAGCGAAUGCUGGUCUUCGGCCAAACCAAGGACAUCAUCGUGCAGAUCUUCAAGGCUGACGGUUUUAGGGGGUUCUACAGGGGCUACGUGGCCUCCCUGCUCACCUAUAUCCCCAACAGCGCGGUCUGGUGGCCCUUCUACCACUUCUACGCCGAACAGCUUUCUAGCUUGACUCCUAAAGACUGUCCCCACCUCCUCCUGCAAGCGAUCUCGGGGCCGCUCGCGGCUGCCACCGCUUCCACGCUCACCAACCCCAUGGAUGUCAUCAGAGCUCGGGUUCAGGUGGAAGGCAAGAGCUCCAUCAUCCUUACCUUCAAACAGCUCAUGGCAGAGGAAGGUCCCUGGGGCCUGACGAAAGGUCUUUCUGCCCGCAUCAUCUCUGCCACUCCCUCCACCAUCGUCAUCGUGGUGGGGUACGAAACCCUGAAGAAGCUGAGCCUCCGCCCGGAGCUGGUGGAUUCAAGACACUGGUAGAGGCAGACGGUGGGAGAGAAACCUUCUGAGCCCUCUGGAUUCAGACCGUCACGGUUGAAAGCUCAGGAGAGGCAGUUGCCGUCUCCGUUGUCUCUAGCUAACGUGGAGUGAGUUUUCACAGUACAAGGCAGAAGCACGAGCAACUGCAAUCCACCUCUUUCGAUCUGAUUGCCAUUCGGUGCUCUGCUGCUCUCUCUGCUCAAAACCAUCAAAAACGUGACCCUUGGCAGUGCCGUUUGCCUGGGACAGUUCACUCGAGAGCAGCCAGAGGCGGGAACGAAUCCCGUAAAUUCUCAAUUCCCUUUUUUUUUUUUUAAAUUAAAGACUUACUGGUUGAAGCAAAAAAGAAGCCAGUUUAUUCCUUAAAUUAUUUUAAUCCUUGUCAAACUUCCGAGCAGGGGAAUCAGCCUGCAGCAGAGCCCUCUGGCGGGUUGCGUGCUGAUUGCAGUUGUACUGUGGGAAGCUGCAGAAGUAGACUAGCCAAGUAACUUUUCCCCGCUCACACACUUUUAUUGCUAGAAGGUGUGAGAGGAGAGUAACCCGGAACCACUUACGACCUUAUUUACUGCGUUUUAAAUAGAUCUGUACAUACCUUUUUUUGUAUAUUCUUGGGAACGUUUCCUGUCUCUCAUCCUCGGAACGGCGAGCCUCGCUGAGGGGCGAGUGAAGGGUCGAGCUGGCUGUUUGUAAUUAGUUGAUGGCGAUUUUGACACCUACGUUUUUAAUGUUAUUUAUUUUAUUUUUUAAUUUCAGGGAAGCUUAUUCUGAUUUCUGGGGGACUGAGUGGUUGUUCUGUGGCCUUGUUCAAUGUGAGUGUCGAUGCUGCAUGUUCAGGGUGGCUGAUGCCACUUCCCACCUUUAGUUAGUUUAAGCGAAAACAAGCGCGGAGCUUGGACGUGUCGGAUUGCUGUGCUGUCAGCAGCCAAGGUGAGAACGGAGCUUGACUUGAGCUACAGCUGGAUGGGAGGUAGGGAAGGAGAAAUCUUGUACUGGCUUUUGAUCCAGUUCAAACCUGACUGGCAUGUUCAUAUUGAAUAAGAAGUAAUGGUUUGCUAAUACAUCGUAAGCUUAAAUCCUGCUUAUCCUGUUCGGGAAGGACAAGGAUGAUUCUUUGCACGCUCUUGCCGGAUCAAAAUCUGAAGCUCCGGUGUGUUUCUUACA